This is a messenger RNA of Lingula anatina, 1320 nucleotides long. RefSeq names its product ribosomal RNA-processing protein 7 homolog A. The record is from RefSeq and is a predicted model, not a curated record. Lineage: Eukaryota; Metazoa; Brachiopoda; Lingulata; Lingulida; Lingulidae. Gene Ontology annotation, biological process: ribosomal small subunit assembly; rRNA processing. Gene Ontology annotation, cellular component: UTP-C complex; CURI complex. Gene Ontology annotation, molecular function: RNA binding.
AUGGAAGACCGGGUGGUGAUAAAUGGUUUCACAGUGAUUCCUCUGAAGCUAAACAAGCAGUGCAAGUCCUGCCAUCACGUAUACUUGAAGGAGCACAGCGUGAGGGAAACGGAUGCAGCAAAGCCCAAAGACAGGACACUUUUUAUAUUGAAUUUGCCACCAUAUUGUAAUGAGGAGUGUUUGAAGAGAUUGUUCUCUGACUGUGGAAAAAUUGAGAAUAUACAUAUUCAACAGAAACCUUCUUCAUCAGCACCAGAAGUCAAAAACAGAUUCUUUAAAAGUGCUAAAGAUAUAGAGGGUUUUAGGGUAGCAUACAUUGUGUUCCAUACACCUGCAGCUGUAAAAAAGGCAAAACAGUUCAAAUUUGAUCCCCCUAGGAUUCUGUCUACAGAUGAAAGUCCAGUUCUGACAGGGAUGAAAAAAUGGUGCCAGGAAUAUAAAGCCAGCUUACCAAAUGUACAUGCACUUCAGAAAGAAAUAGAUGCAUACAUGGAAGAGUUUGACAAGAAGAUUCAAGAGGAAGCAGCUCAGGCCAAGGAGGAAGAAGGUGUCCCUGAUGAUGAGGGUUGGGUGACGGUGACAAGGCACAGUAAAAACAAAGGAGUUCCCAGAACAGAAGCACAAGAAAAGAGAGUAACUCAGAGAGAGAAGAAGAAGAGAAAGGAAAAGGAAUUAUUGAAUUUCUAUGCAUUCCAAGUGAGGGAAUCAAAAAUGGAACAAAUUGCCAAACUUAGACAGAAAUUUGAAGAAGACAAGCAAAAAAUAUCAUUGAUGCGGGCAUCCAGGAAGUUUAGACCUUACUGACUGUAUAGCCUUAGCUACUGCAUAAAAGUUCAGUUCAUCCACAUCGGACAGUUUGUCUUGAAUAGAAAAUAUUAUAAUGAAUUAUCAUAGAACGGUACUGUAACCAGUCAAAAUUAUGAUUAGCAAUAGAUAUGAAUAUAAAUUUAAAGCAUCAUUUCUCUCACUCUCCUUUUCUCUCAAGUUUCUUUUCUUAGCCCAUAUCAGUUUAGUUUUACUAAGCAUCCAUCUGUCUGGUGUCGUGUCUGGAGUAUGCCUGAACCAACCUGAUCUUCACAGUCUUAUAAGUUCUAUAGAAAUUAGAAUUGCAAUUUGACUUGGUUAAUAUGAUUUAUUUAACAGCCUUUUUUUUCAUUAGGUGUUCACAGGGUUUGCAUAAAAUUGUCAGUGGCCUUGAUAUGAUUGUUGUUAAAAUUUAUCUGUUGAUGCCUGGGAGUCUAAACCAGAAGUCCUUUCUAAAUAACAAUGUUAGUAAUAAUUUAAUGUGAAUAAAAAAUACAUUAUUUAAUCAACAGUCAA